UUUUCAACAUUGUAAAAUAAAAUCACCUCUCCAUCUACUUCAUCACUUCUUCUCCCUCUCUUUCUCUCUCUCUCUCUCAUUGAAAACAGUUUCAGUCUUCUUGUCUGAUAACAUUCUGCUUCGAUAAUCCUCAAUAUCUCUCUGUAUAUUGAAGCCAUUUAGCUUCAUCUUUUGAUAUCUUACCAUACUCCAUCUGUGUCUUUGUACAUAGCAAGAACCAUGGUUGGUAACAAGUUUGCAACCAUGCUUCAAAGAAACACCAAUAAGAUCACUCUUAUUCUAGUCUAUGCAAUCCUUGAAUGGAUUCUGAUCAUUCUCCUCCUCCUAAACUCUCUUUUUUCUUAUUUAAUUAUCAAAUUUGCUGAUUACUUUGGCCUUAAAAGACCCUGUCUCUGGUGUUCUAGGCUUGAUCACUUCUUUGAGCCUGCAAAUUUCCAGAAUUCUUAUAGAUCUCUUGUGUGUGAUGAUCAUGCUAAAGAGAUUUCCAAACUGGGCUAUUGUUCAAGUCAUAGAAAACUUGCUGAAUCGCAAGAUAUGUGUGAGGGUUGCUCAUCAUCAUCAUCGCAUGGUGAAUCGUUGAGCAAGUUUGCCUUCUUUCCUUGGAUGACUCAACUUGGUGUCCUUCAAGAUUUAGGGGGUGAUAAGGUAAGUGAAAAUGGUGAGGAGGAUUUGAAGUGUUCUUGCUGUGGUGUUUGCUUGGACACAAAACUAUAUUGUGAUGAUUACUAUCUAAUUAAGCCUUCUUAUUGGGGUGAUUCGGAUUUUACCCAGAAAGGAAAUUUGGUUUUGGAACAUCAGGUUGAUAACACAGUUGAUGUAGAUGAUCAUUCUGAUAGAGAACGAUCGGAUUUUGUGAGUGAUUUUUGUGAAGGAGAACAGGGGAUUGGUGAGAACCGGGGAAUUGAGAUUGGAAACGGGGAAGAGGAAGUGAAGCAGAAUUUUUCAUGCUCUGUUUCCAAUUUUUAUUGCAAGGAAGUGGUUGCUGAUGACGGUGAAAAAGAAGAAAUGGUUAUGAAAAAAGAAGAAGAACCGGUCAAGAAGGAUGAUUUGAAUGUGCAAAUGGAUAACCCACCUGGUGACCAGCCUGCGAUGGUUCAAGCUGGUAGCAGUAAAGACACGGCUACCGAGAUUCAACCUCAGCAUCUAGAGUUUUACAUUGAUCAAGAUGAUUGUCACUUGAUUCCAGUUGAACUGAUCGGUUUCAAUUCCACAGAGAAACAAAUUCCAAAGAGACACGAGAAGGGAGUGGAGGAAAACAGUGGCAAUGAAGAUUUCGUUUUGGAGUUUGAUAAGCAAGUUGGAACACAAUAUGAAUUGGUUGUGGAGGACAGGAGCAAUUUAGAAGAGGAAGUGCCAUUGCUCUCGGUCGAUGAUAAUGAGGAGGAACCUUCGGUUGCAGUGGUUGAGUCGAGGGAAAUACUCGAGAAAGAGAGCUCCUCAAGUAGGCAUUCAGAUUUGGAUUUGGUGGAGGAGGAAUGUGAGCACGUUGCCACUGCUCAACCAACUCAUACCCCUUCUAAUGAUGGCAAUCAUGCUCAAGAAAGCGCACUGAUAGCGGGAGAGGACGUGGAUUCAGAUUACAACCAAGUAUGUGCAGUGUCUGAAGAAGUACUUCAAAUGCAAAGUGAUGAAAUAGAAGCAGAUGUCUCGAUAGGAACUGAAAUUCCUGAUCAGGAACAAAUUGAUGACGUUCAUUAUGUCGAAGAAGUUUCUCCUUCAUAUUCUUGCAUGCAGGAAGACCCUUCAACUAGUGAUGCCGAUUAUCAUGCAUAUGAAGAUCAUGAUGAAUUGUUCAUUGCAUUAGGCUCUAAGCAAGCUGAGGAAGAUGCAAUAGAAUUUAGGACCAUAACUGUGGAGACUGGCGAGCCAUCAUUGCAUACAGAGAGCAAUGAGCUUGAGGAAGAUAAAAUUCCCGAUACGCCAACUUCUAUGGAUAGUCUUCAUCACCUACAAAAGAAACUGCUACUGCUUGAAAGAAGAGAAUCUGGUACGGAGGAGUCUUUGGACGGGAGUAUCAUUAGUGACAUAGAAGCAGGUGAUGGAGUUUUGACUAUGGAGAAGUUGAAAUCAGCUCUGAGAGCUGAAAGGAAGACGUUAAGUGCUUUAUAUGCAGAACUAGAAGAAGAAAGAAGCGCCUCUGCAGUGGCAGCCAGCCAGACAAUGGCAAUGAUAAAUAGACUUCAAGAAGAGAAGGCUGCAAUGCAGAUGGAAGCAUUUCAGUAUCAGAGAAUGAUGGAAGAGCAAUCAGAGUAUGACCAGGAAGCUAUGCAGCUUCUGAGCGAACUUGUGGUAAAGAGAGAAAAAGAGAAAGCAGAGCUAGAAAAGGAGCUAGAAGUAUAUCGAAAGAAGGUACAGGAUAAUGAGAUGAAAGAUAAAUUGAUAAUGUUGAAAAGAAGGAAAGAUGGUAGCACAACAAGUGUAACCACUUCGCCUUCCUGUAGCAAUGCCGAGGAUACUGAUGGACUAUCUGUCGACUUGAAUCAUGAAGGGAAAGAAGUAAUUGAAAGCUUUGAUAACCAUCAAGAAAGUAGUCACCCGAAUACUCCAGUUGACGCAGUUCUAUAUCUGGAUGAAUCGUUGGCUAAUUUCGAGGAGGAGAGGGUAUCAAUUGUAGAACAACUUAAGGUUUUGGAGGAGAAGCUUUUUAUGCUGAGUGAUGAGGAGGAGCAACAUUUCGAGGACAUGAAACCAAUUGAGCAUCUAUAUCAAGAGAAUGGCAAUGGCUACAGCGAGAUUUGUGAUUAUAGCAGUGAAUCAAAUGGAGUUGCAAAUGGUCAACACAAGGAAAUGAAUGGAAAGCAUCAUCAAGAAAGAAGAAACAUCGGUGCAAAGGCAAAGAGACUUCUCCCACUUUUUGAUGCCAUUGACACAGAAAGUGAAGAUAUACUAAAUGGGCACUCGGAGGGGUUUGAUUCUGUUGCAUUGCAAAAGUCGGUUAACAAAUUUGACAUGAAUAGCAAGAAGCUCGCUGUUGAGGAGGAGGUGGAUCAUGUCUAUGAAAGGCUACAAGCACUUGAGGCAGAUAGAGAGUUUCUUAAGCAUUGCAUGACCUCCUUGAGGAAAGGAGAUAAGGGGAUAGAGCUGCUGCAAGAGAUUUUACAACAUCUUCGUGAUCUAAGAAAUGUGGAACAACGUGUGAGGAACUUAGAAGACGGUGCUCUGUAGUGCAACUGUUCUCAGCCUCAUCAAAGAAGAGAAUAGAUUGAAUUUUUGAGGUUGAUCAAUAGCUGCAAAUUCAAUAUGGAAGAGCCCUGACAUUCUUGUUCAAGGGAUACGACCAAGUGCAAUGCCACAUUUUCAGAAAAAUAUUUCAUGUGGGAAGCCCCUCGAUGGAGGGGGAGGCUCCUGCGAUGGUCUUUUUGGUGAUCUUGGUGGACUAUGAAAUUGAAAGUCUGCCCUCUUUUUUUUUUCUUUUUCUUUUUCCUUUUAACAGUUUUUGAUGUCCAAGUAAGCCCAAUUUUUUGGCGGGUUCAGCUUAUCAUCCCCUUUUGAGGGGAAGGAGGAUGGUGAGUGCAUGUGUGUGUAGGCUAGUGAAGUGAAGCCAAGCUGUCAUUUGUAUGUUUGAGAAAGGGCCUGGCUUGCAAAGCUGGAGUGAUCAACAGAGAUUCCAGUGCCAGGUGCAUAGGUAUUAGUUUAUUAGACAGUUAGGACUAGAACACUCUGUCAGUUUUUUUAAUAUCUUUGGGAAGGAAAGGAAAAGGGUAAGCAACGCCAGCCUCUCUUCUUUCUCAGCCUUGCAUCAUUUCAUCAUGUGGGUUUUGUUUAUUAUUUGUAAGGGCUAAGUUGAGUUACUUGUAUACUAAAUGUAUCCAUUUGUAAAGUACAUAAAGUGAGUGGGUGUUUCCUCU
Molecule: messenger RNA, 3848 nt
Organism: Populus trichocarpa (black cottonwood)
Lineage: Eukaryota; Viridiplantae; Streptophyta; Magnoliopsida; Malpighiales; Salicaceae
Product: myosin-binding protein 2
Exons: 4
Coding region: 220-3165 (981 amino acids)
Molecular function (GO): myosin binding
Source: RefSeq, a predicted model, not a curated record